This is a messenger RNA of Jatropha curcas, 1729 nucleotides long. Its product is annotated as serine carboxypeptidase-like. Gene Ontology annotation, biological process: proteolysis. Gene Ontology annotation, cellular component: vacuole. Lineage: Eukaryota; Viridiplantae; Streptophyta; Magnoliopsida; Malpighiales; Euphorbiaceae. The record is from RefSeq and is a predicted model, not a curated record. Gene Ontology annotation, molecular function: serine-type carboxypeptidase activity.
ACAUUCAAACUCCUUUUCCAUCCACAACACCAUCAUUUCAAACCUCUCUCUCAUUACAGAAAAUGCCAUUAACUUUUUCUUACAGAUUCCUCUCUUUCUUUCUUUUCCUUUCCAUUUCUUCACCUUUCUCAUACGCAUCAUCUCCUACCAGCCUGCCAAAACUGCAAGCAGAACAUUUUAUAAGAGGGUUUAACUUGUUUCCUAAGCACUCAAUCAAUCUCCCAAUCAAUGAUGAAUCCUCGGUAACUGUUCCUGAAAUUGUUGAAAAACCAUUAAAAUUGAAUCUUCUUGGUGAUUCAGGGUUAGGGCCCUCUGUUCAAGACUUAGGACACCAUGCAGGGUACUACAAGCUUCCUCAUACUAAAGCUGCAAGGAUGUUCUAUUUCUUGUUCGAAUCGCGGAAUAGCAAGAAUGAUGAUCCUGUUGUUAUCUGGUUGACUGGGGGGCCUGGAUGCAGCAGUGAAUUGGCAUUGUUCUAUGAAAAUGGACCUUUCCAAAUUGCAAAUAACCUGUCUCUUUCGUGGAAUGAUUAUGGUUGGGAUAAGGCAUCGAACCUCAUAUUUGUUGACCAGCCAACUGGAACUGGAUUCAGUUUUACGACAGAUGAUAAUGAUAUACGACAUGAUGAAGUUGGUGUUAGCAAUGACUUGUAUGAUUUCUUGCAGGCAUUCUUCAAACAGCAUCCGGAAUUGGUUAAAAAUGAUUUUUACAUUACUGGAGAAUCUUAUGCUGGUCACUACAUCCCUGCUUUCGCUGCCAGGGUUCACCGGGGAAACAAAAACAAGGAAGGAAUUCAUAUAAACCUCAAGGGAUUUGCCAUUGGCAAUGGUCUAACAAAUCCUGGAAUCCAGUACAAAGCGUACACAGAUUAUGCAUUGGAUAAUAGCUUAAUUCAACAAUCUGAUUAUGAGCGGAUUAACAAGAUGAUUCCAGAAUGUGAGCAGGCAACCAAAGCUUGUGGAACGAAUGGUGGAUAUUCUUGUGAAUCUGCUUUUAGCGUGUGCAACGACAUAUUCAAUGCGAUCUUGCAAGUUGCUGGAGACAUAAAUUACUAUGACAUCAGAAAGACAUGUGAUGGGCAAUUAUGCUAUGACUUCUCAAACCUGGAGACUUUCCUUAACAAGAAAACAGUUAGGGAUGCUCUAGGGGUUGGAGAGCUUGAAUUUGUUUCAUGCAGCAGUGAGGUUUAUGAUGCUAUGGUAACGGACUGGAUGAGGAAUCUUGAAGUGGGAAUCCCUGCUCUCCUUGAGGAUGGUAUCAAAGUACUUAUCUAUGCUGGCGAGAAAGAUCUCAUAUGCAACUGGCUAGGAAAUUCGAGGUGGGUUCAGGCAAUGGAAUGGUCUGGCCAGAAAGAAUUUGGAGCAUCUCCAGAUGUUCCAUUUAUUGUCGAAGGUGAAGAAGCAGGACAACUCAAAUCCCAUGGCCCUCUCACUUUUCUCAAGGUUCAUGAGGCUGGGCACAUGGUUCCAAUGGAUCAGCCAAAAGCUGCAUUACAGAUGCUGAAAAGCUGGAUGCAAGGGAAGCUUGCUCCGACAAAAAUUGAAGAUGAGAUUUAUCCCGAGUGACAGUCUCAUUCACACAUGCCACCCUUUUCUAAGCAUGGUCCAACAGUCUCACGUCUAUAGUUUUUGGGGUUCUGUAUGUUCUGACACUCUGGGUUCUGUUACUUUGUUGAUAUCAUUCUCAACUUCUCCACAGAUAUAAAAUGAAAAAUUUUAAGGACUUUCUA